UUGAACCAUUUGUGUAAAACAUCACGAUAUGACCUCAGGUAGCAGGACGAUGUUUGCGCUACAUCGUCUUACUACAUUAUCUGCUCUCAGUAGAUGUUUUCAAGCUUUUGACGGAGCCAGAAGUUUAUCGUUAGGAAUCCAAAACUCAAGCAAGAUCAAUUCUGUUAAGAGUUAUCUGAAAAAUAUUGAGAAAAACGAAAUGAUACUUAGUAUCGAAAAGAAAGAAUAUGAAAAUGGUAGAAAGUUCCUUGCUCAAAUUAUGGGUUAUGACCCUGUCCAUUUCACACCUGAGCAGGUCAAUGAGGCUAUUGAGUAUCUGCUUCCGUCCUCGCUGUAUACUAAACGUGCACGUCCUGUCUUCAAAGAACCACACCUAGUGUUUCCACCGCAAAAGCAAUUGCAGUGUGAUGUAAAUGGCAGACCACUUAAUAGCUACUUUUACACGACACACCAAAACUUUCACAAAAUCAUGAACGAGGCGAUUUACAAACUGGAAGAAAUAAAACUUCACGUUGAUCAGUCUUAUUUUAACAAGACGACUGUUAAGCCCACAUUGAAAGAAGUACAUUGUGCGACGUCAAGCGACUUUAUGUCGAAAAUAAAUCUCAUGAAAAUGAUUAACGAAACCAUAUCGGAUGCACAGUAUAAACAGUGGUUAGUUUUAAUGAAGCGUUUAUCAGAACACCCAUUGUCGUAUUUGGUCGAAGAAUUUAUUCAGAAUUACAAAGCCCAAAUAUGCGGUCCUACUUCAGAAAUUAAACUUCCCGAGCCAUUUAUGGACUCAGUAACAAACAGAAAAUGUGUCCAAGCAUUCGGUCAAAAGAAAAACUCGCUUGCUGAAGUAACACUAUACAUGCCUGGCACUGGUGACUUCACUGUAAACGGAGCACGACUUCUAGAAAUAUUUCCUGAGCUUGGAAAUCGAGAACAAAUAGUAUUCCCUUUACAGCAAACAAAUACUGUUGGUAAAGUAGACAUAAUUGCUACAGUAAGCGGGGACGGUUCGAGCAGUUUAGCGAAUGCUCUCCGUUUGGCGAUAGCCAGGUGUUUGGCCUCAAUGCUUCCGAUAGAUCAGGGGAAAAAUAGACUAUUGGUAACGGGCUUAUUGUCUCAGGACAACCGGUUUGCGGAACGUAAACAACCAGGCCAAAGAAAAGCACGCAAGAAGCCUAUUUGGAAGGCACGCUAGAUUCACAAGUACUGAAUAAAAAUGCAAGCAACAUCAUUCUUCAGUUUUGUUCGCGUUCAAUACUGGCCCACAGAUUUCGCUGCCUUGGUUUCCAGCUCGAUCAUCUAAAGAAGAAGGCAAAGAUGUAAAGCUACUUAUAUAUGUGUAUAUAUAUAUAUAUUCUUCUUAUAUGAAUGAAUGGUUUGUCUAACCAAUAUUAAACAGUCAAACAGCUUUGAUAUCAACUGAAAAACCGUGAUAUUAACUUCACAAAAGAUUUCGACAAACGUGAACGCAUAUGUGGUUACAUGCUUAAAAACCUAAUAUCUAGGACUUACGUGUUCGUAAAUCGUAAGCUACAGAGAAGUACAGAAAGGCAAGAGAAUAUGCAGGAUUUUAAGUGUUUACAUUUUCUAACGCCUCAAUCUGAAGUACUAACUCUAGUAGUCUUAUUUAGUUGUAAUUUGAAUGCUUAGUGCAAAAGAAUACCACAGAAAACCGUUUUUUGUAGCCAGUUAUCUGAACUAAAGAAUGAUGUUUUGUAUACAUAUAUUUGUAAGAGAGUCAGUUAUUUAGAAAGAUUUUUGUCCCAAUGUCUAAAUUUAUGAGGUACCAAAUUACUCAUACGAAUAUAUCCGUUCAAGCGUAUCAGAACCAUCAGCUGAAGUAAAAGUGUGACAUAAUUAAUAUUAGUUUACCCUUCAGCUACAUGGAUUGAGAAUCAAGUUUGUAUUAGAACCUAUUUGAGGUAGACAGAUUUAUUAAUCUCUAAAUAACUAGCAAUAUAUGGUUUAAAGUUUAAUAAUGUACGAAUGAGUUGUGUACAUUUGCUUAAUAUAACAAUAACACAUAUAAGCG
Molecule: messenger RNA, 2026 nt
Organism: Schistosoma margrebowiei
Lineage: Eukaryota; Metazoa; Platyhelminthes; Trematoda; Strigeidida; Schistosomatidae
Source: the annotation of a GenBank genome assembly